Molecule: messenger RNA, 3090 nt
Organism: Psylliodes chrysocephalus
Lineage: Eukaryota; Metazoa; Arthropoda; Insecta; Coleoptera; Chrysomelidae
Source: the annotation of a GenBank genome assembly
ACAAGUAGUAACUACUACCUAGUGUUAGCAUCUAUUUAAUCACGUCGAUUUUAGUUGACGCUAUUACUGGAUCCUAGAUUCUACCACAUAGAUCAGUGGUCGCCAACCUCUCAAUGUGUUGAGCUACUUUGUUAAUUUUGGAAUAAACAGCGAGCUACCCACACGGAAGCCACGUAACGCAACGUAAAUGAAAUAAUCCACAGUUAAUUUAUCAUUAUAUGUAUUUAUUUUACUAUUUAACUGGUAAUAGAUAAUACAUAGGUACUAAUAAUAAACUAAUAACAAAAUAACUAAUAUUACUAGUACGUACUUGUUCAUAGCUACAUUCCUACCUACCAAACGAAGGUGUUUGAAAAAUAAACACAAACUUUUAUCCAGCCACAACGGCAUGUCACGUAAGAUUUAAAAAUAGUUAAUAAUAACAACAAAAAAGUAACGCACUAUCAUGAACAUAAACAUUGAAAAAUAAAAAAGCACGUUCAAUGAGAAGGCUGACACUCAGACUCAUCGAUAAUUUUUUUAAUAUUUGCAGUAUAAUUUGAUACAGCCAUUCGAAUACAUUUAUCCAAAUGUUCAUCUGUAAGUCGAUUGCGAUAUUUGUUCUCAAUAAACUUCAUAUUGGAAAAAGAAGAUUCACACAAAUAGGUUGAACUGAAUAAUGCUUUCACUUUCAAGGCAACACAGCAUAGAACUGAAUAUUUGUCUUUACUUACAAUAGGCCAGAUACAUUUGGUACUUGAGACUAACGAUUUUAAGGCUAAAUCAUUUUGAAACUCAAUUACUUCCAUUUCUGUUGCAGCGAUGUCUUCGCCAAAGUUCUGCAUAACACAAGUUGCAAACUGUUGGAUAUCAAUUUCCAUAAAGGGUGAAACAACAAACUGCGCUACUAAAGCCAUUUCGUUGAAAUCCUUAAAACAAUUUUUGAAGUUAUUCUUCAGGGUAGAAACUAUUUCUACAUGAUAUUUGCUGUCAUAGGGUUCUAAUGGAUUCUGAGAUAUUUUUUCUGAAAGAAUAGGAAAAUGCUUGGCAUCGCUGUUAAUUAGGUUUUGUUCCCAAAACUCCAGCUUUUUGAUAAAUGCUUUUAUAUCAGAAAUCAUUUCCGCUAGUUUUUUGUCUCUCCCCUGAAGCUGCAAAUGAAAUUCAUUUAAUUUCUCUGUAAUGUCCACGAGAAAACCAAAAUCUCUAAGCCAGAUUGAAUUUUCUAGUUCCAGAGUCGGAUUAUCGCGUUGUUUGAAGAAUUGAACUAUGCCAGAUAGGACAUCAUUAAAACGUUUCAGCGCCCGUCCUCUACUUAACCAUCGGACUUCAGAGUGAAGGAGUAGGUCCCCGUAUUGACAGUCAACUUCAUCGGCCAAGGUUUUGAAUAAUCUUCUUUGUAACGCUUGAGCUCUAAUCUUGUUCACCAUUUUUACCACCAGUUUCACAAUGUUGUUUAGUUUCAGGAAAUUUCCACAUAAUGCUUGCUGAUGGAUAAUGUAGUGGUAACAGAGAAAUAGCGGAAAAGUUUUAUCUUUACGACAUAACGCCACCAGACCCUUAUCACAACCCACAAGAGCUGGAGCGCCAUCGGUUGUCAAGCAUACCAUUCUCGAUAUUGGAAUUUUCUCGGAAGAAAUAAUAUUUUUUAAAUGAGAAAACAACUCAUGUCCAGUAGUGUGUCCUUUCAGUGGAAUAAACUUCAAAAGAUCUUCUUUAAUCGUAAAAUCACUAAAAACCGUCCUAACGAACACGGCCAUCUGGGCAGUGUCAACGACAUCUGUUGAUUCAUCAAGUUGAAGUGAAAAAUAAACACAGUUAUCUAAGUCAGUUCUUAACUGUAAAAAAAUAUCAUUGCUCAUUACUUCUACACGUCUCAUCACAGUAUUAGCAGAAAGUUGCAUAGAUUUUAUAGCUGAAACUGUCUCGUCUUUAUUCCUAAAGUUUGCAAAUAACGAAUCAGCAGCUUCUAAAAACGCCUGUUUUAUCAUUUCCCCGUCUUCAUAAGGUUUCUUUUUUUGUGCAAUUAUCUGGGACACACGGUAAGAUGCUUCAGUUGCAGACUUAUUUUUGUCGACUGUUCUUAAAAAUAUUGAUUGUUGUCCAAUUAACUGUUUUUUUAAUUGUUUCAGUUUCUCCUUUCUGGCGGCAGAAUGAUUUUUCAAAAUUAGAAUAUACAGUUUUAUGAUAUCUCUCAAUAUUUCCUUUUUUAGCAACGGAGACCGAAGUAUUACAUAACAAACACACAUUUUCAUCUUGAACUUCUGUAAAAAAGUAUUGUUCUUCCCAUUCCGAAUGAAAGUGGAGAAGGAAAAUUAUAAUAUUGACCCUCUACAAAUCGGUGUAACAAUAGGCACUGAGUGGGUGAGCCAAUUUAAUAUCACGGAAGUGUCCAAAGUUAAUGACCCAAAUGCGAAGCUUAUUCUGUACAACAACGUGAAGCAAAGUUACUAUUUACCCGAAGGUAACAUAAGGUCUCUUAACCUUGAGGUAUUAAAUCAUGCUGACAUUUACAAAAAAGAGCCUGAGUUUUUUUACAAAGAAGUGAGACAAAAUUUGAGUACUGAAGAUGUUGAUAUAAGUAUAUCAUUAGGAUCUGCUGGAGAAAUUCUUCGCAAAGUUGAUUUUAGUGAUUUGUCAAAGAGAUCAUACAUUGAUUACAAUGUAACUUAUAUAACAAUAGUUAACAUUACCUAUUCCAGUGAAAAGAGUAUUGAGCAAAUCCAUCAACAGUAUCCUGAAUUGACUAAAAUCCAGAUGCCGCUAUUAGGAAAUGAUGUUCCUGGUUUAAUACCUCUUGUAAAUAGUACAGGAGAAGACGAUACAAGCUGUAAUAUUGUAGAGUGUUUUACAAAUACUGAACCUUCAAGCAAAUAUGAUAGUUACAACCUUUUUGAUACCAUAACUGUUUACAACGGUUUAGAUAUUGAUGUCGCUUCUAGUUUUUCUGUUGAAAAAAAUGUAGAUGGUAAGAAUUUAUACUCAGCCAUUUCCCUUAUUAAUUUGCAAUAUAAGGUAGUUAUUGGUGAGCACAGAUGUUAAUUUUUGUUUUGUGAUUGAAAUUUAUUAAUUAAAAUAUUUUCUAAAUAGAAUGUAUUUUAUUUCUUAGACCCU